AUGAGUCGUGGAUUCUCAGAAAACAAUAACUUCCCCUAUGACAACAACCAAAUGGUUUUGGAUAUGAUCCUGUGUUCCCUAGUUGGUGUUCCUCAGCCUAUCAACUGGGACAGUGUGGCAAGGCUGGUUCCAGGAUAUACAUCCAAAGAAUGUGCAAAAAGGUUUGAUGAACUAAAAGGCAGUGGAAGUUCACCUGUUGACAACCAAUAUAAUCCCCUGAUGGCUGCUGGUGGGAGUCCUGUGGAAACUUUAGCUACGUACAUCAAAUCCUCCUUGCUCGAUACACAGACAGAGUUUGAGGAGCCUGCUAUUGGGCAGGAUUCCAUUACUAUAACUGGAAGGCCCAGUGCAGCCUCCACCAGGAGUUGUUCUUCAGAAUCUGAGAAAGGUCCUGUACAUAACAAUGGAGAAAGUACUGAUGAAACCCAGGGGCCAAAUAUGGUGAUCCAUGUGUGUGAUGAAGCCAAAAACCUCAAAGAAGAUUUUGUGUGUCCUCGAGACCUUUUGAUUUCAGAGAUGAAAUACUUUGCUGAGUAUCUGUCAGUGGAUGCCCAACGCUGGGAGGAGGUGGACAUUUCCGUGCACUGCGAUGUUCACAUCUUUGACUGGCUGAUAAGAUAUGUCAAAAGGAACUCCAAAGAGUCUGAGGCUAAUGAAAUGCCCACUUUAGAACCAUCAAAUGUCAUCUCAAUCCUUAUUUCUUCUGAGUUUUUGAAGAUGGAUUCAUUAGUAGAGAAAUGUAUUCAUUAUUGCCACAAAAAUAUGAAUGCUAUUGUAGCCACGCCAUGUAACAUGAACUGUAUCAAUGCUAAUCUUGUUACACACAUUGCUGAUCUCUUCAGGCACAAUGAGGUGGAAGAGCUAAAGGACAAAAGAGACAAAUUUAAGAGUAAACUUUUCUGCAAGAAGAUUGAGAGACUGUUUGAUCCCGAGUAUGAAAAUCCAGAUUCUAGAGGAAAUGCAGCAACUUUAUACAGGUGUUGUUUAUGUAAAAAGCUGCUAACCAAAGAAACUGAAAGGAGAAUUCCUUGUGUACCAGGAAAAAUCAACAUAGACCAACACGGGAAUAUUGUCUAUGUUCAUAUAAGAGACAAAACAUGGGAAGUGCAUGAGUAUUUAAUUGGCCUUCACGAGGAAUUGAAAUCCUGGCGGGAUGUUUAUUGGCGUCUUUGGGGGACUGUUAACUGGUUGACCUGCUCAAGAUGUAACCAGACUUUCCUGUGCACUGAAUUCUCCCACUGCCAGUACCAUUCGCAGCCAGUUCUUUAUCCAGGUGUAGCAAGUGCUCUGGGCUCAACUGGCACAGGAGUGUAUCCCUGCUGUAACCAAAAAGUUCUUCGGUUUGACCCUACAAUCCUCCCAAAGGGCUGCAAAGUGAGGGAUCAUAUGGUGGAGUUACCUCCAGCAAGUGAAGAUGGGGAUGCUUUGCCAUCUCAGAGUGAAGAGGGGGAUGCUUUGCCAUCUCAAACUGCUCAGAUUUUGAAUGAUCUGCUACAUCAUAGAGAUGUCAUUGUUGUUCCUUUCACUAAGGAUGAGAACAGUGAUUCUGGUAUUGGGCUUGGUGAUGACAAAGGCCUUGAAUGUGAUGUGCUUGUAGAACCAAAUACACCAUGGGGCCCCAAAACUGGAGAAAUCAAUGCUUUUUUGUCUCUGAAGAACUGGACUUUGCAGCUGAAACAGCAAUCACUGUUAUCUGAAGAAGAGGAGUAUACCACGGGCUCAGAGGUCACUGAGGAUGAAGUGGGGGAUGAAGAAGAAGUGUGCAAGAAACCAGGGAGAAAGGAGAAGUUAAAGAAAUCCUACAGGCACCCAAAGAAAGUGGUUUCUUCACCUAGUGUUCAGAAAAGGGAGAAGCCAUCUGAUAAGUCAAGUUCCCGAGAUGCUUCUCCGUUCGUUGUGAGCGUGCAGCAAAACAAAUGGGAUGCCUCCAGGUCCCUGAGAUUCAACCAAGAUGCUCAAAGAGAAGAUGAUCAGAGAAGAAUGUCUGAGAUCACAGGGCACUUAAUAAAAAUGAGACUAGGAGACCUUGAUCGAGUCAAGUCCAAAGACAGCAAAGAAUAUGCCGGAGGCAUUUAUUCUAGACUUGAAGCUCAGAUAAAAGCCUCAGCACAGGUCAGUGCACGACAAACCAAUGCUGAGAAGAAUCCCAGGUCAAAAGCCCGUUUUGGUCAAGGCCGUCCAACAUAAGGAGUGAUGGACACGCUUU
This is a messenger RNA of Cinclus cinclus, 2206 nucleotides long. RefSeq names its product SANT and BTB domain regulator of CSR (gene SANBR). Bases 1 to 2187 code for a protein of 728 amino acids. The transcript has 20 exons. The record is from RefSeq and is a predicted model, not a curated record. NCBI's taxonomy places the organism in Eukaryota, Metazoa, Chordata, Aves, Passeriformes, Cinclidae.